This is a messenger RNA of Episyrphus balteatus (marmalade hoverfly), 4424 nucleotides long. RefSeq names its product condensin complex subunit 1 (gene Cap-D2). The transcript is spliced from 8 exons. Lineage: Eukaryota; Metazoa; Arthropoda; Insecta; Diptera; Syrphidae. Gene Ontology annotation, molecular function: histone binding. Gene Ontology annotation, cellular component: nucleus; condensed chromosome, centromeric region. The coding region runs from base 115 to 4314 and encodes 1399 amino acids. Gene Ontology annotation, biological process: mitotic cell cycle; mitotic chromosome condensation; meiotic chromosome condensation. The record is from RefSeq and is a predicted model, not a curated record.
UUUCUUUUUCCAUCCAAAACAAACUGCAAAAACAGAAGCCUAAAAACAAAGCCAAGCUAAACGGCUCAAUUUUUAUGUGUGUUUUUUUGUUAAACAAAUUAAUAAUAGUUUAUAAUGAAUUUCCAAUUUGUUAUACCUUGUUCAAAUUCUGAUUUAUUAAAUUCAGAAGGAGACAAUUAUUAUGUGAAACAUGUUUAUUCGGCCAACGAUAUUCCAGAUCAAUUAAAAGAAUGUAGAAAAGCUAUAACAAGUGGAGGCGAUCCAUUUUACAUAUUUGACAAUUUCGAUGCGUUCUUCUCAGCGCUAGAAAAUGCUGCAACAGUUCCAAUUAUUUAUCUUAUGAGAAGCUUUGACUUGCUCUUUAUUACGGCCGACAAAAUGGGUCAGAAACUGUCGCAGUUUCUGGCUACUACCGAUGGCGCGCCGCCUGGAGCACACGAUCGAAAUUCAUUUUUAAAUUUAACUAAAAUGACAAUGUAUCUUUUUGUGAAUAUGGUCAAAACUAUUGAUCAUGUGAUUGCACAGUCACAAGGCGGGAAUGUGAAAAAAGGAAAGAAGAAUGCAAGCGAAUUGGAUUCUCAUCCAGAUUGGGAACAGAAAAGGUUUAAGUUUUUGGUGCAGAUAUUCAAUUUGAUGCAAUUGCCAUUGGAACGCCUUUGGAAUCCACCAAUACCGGAAGAAGCAUUCGUUAAUUUACUAACAGACAUUUCAUAUCGUACCUUAGAAAUGCAAACAUCAGCGGCUCGAGAAAAACAUACCAGCGAUACGCUGUUUCAAAUUUUCGGUACUGCAAUCAAGCGUUUUAACCAUGCAAUCACUUUUCCUGUGCGCAUUCUACAAAUUUUAAGAACCUGUGAAAACGCCGCUGCCCCCAUUGCUAAUGGUAUCCACCUUUUGCACGAAGACUAUGGCAUAUCAAGUAUCUUCUCUGUUUUAAUUCGAGACAUUGUAGAAACUCUAACUGUGGAGUCAGCAGACACAGCAAUCUCGAGGAAUUUUUCAAAUUUCCUAACCGAAUUGAGUUGCACAUCACCAAAAAUGAUGAUUCCUCAUCUAUCGACUCUGAGUGAAGAGCUUUUAAAUUGCGAAUCACAUGUGCUACGCAAUUGUAUUCUUCAAAUUAUGGGUGAAGCUAUUAUCGGCGAGUUAACAUCUGAAGAAUUAACCGAAGAUUUGAAGGAAGCACGUGAUGAAUUCUUGGAGAAUCUUUUACUUCACAUAAAUGAUGUUUCGGCACAUGUACGUGCUAAAGUAUUACAAAUUUGGACUCAUAUGAAAGAGGAAAAUGCUGUGCCACUUUCAUUUCAGCAUAAAGUCCUGAGUGAAACAGUAGAUCGUUUGGAGGAUAAAACAUCGAGUGUGAGAAAGAAUGCAGUGAUUUUGAUUAAAUCGUUUCUUGAGCGUAAUCCAUUUGCUGCCAAAUUGACUUUGCAAGAAUUGAUAAACAAACACGAAGAAGAAUGUGCUAAAAUGGAGAAAUUGAGUGAAGUUUUGGCAGAAGAGCGCAAAAAAGCUGAAGACUUGGAUGAACAAUGGAAUUUGGUUAUACCUGAACUGUUUCCAUUUGUUGAAGAAAAUCUUGUUCAAUGUACACAAGAAAUGCAUGAGACUCAAGAAAACUAUGAAGACCUUGUUACCCGAAUUUCUGGCCUUUUAGUUGAGAAGAAAUACAAAGAUGCUGUAGGUCUUGUGAGGAAAGCUGAUUUCGUUGCUGGCAAUUCAGAACUAAGACACACACUUAAAUUAGAAGAACAAUGCGCUUACUACAUAGCUCUUCUCAAAUCUUACAUGUUUUUAGCAAAUGGUUGUAGGGACAGUAACGAAGAAUUCGGUACACAAAUAAAAACUGUUCAAUUUCUUCAAGACUCUAUUGAGUUCUCCAAGGUUAUUACAAAAGCAGUUCCAAAAAUUCAGGAAAUGCUUCUCUCAAAGACAAACAGUGAUGUAUUUGAAGCAGUUGAUCUCUUCACAACCGGAUAUCUUUUUGGAAUCAAAGGAACUGAAUGCGGAAUGCGUCGCAUGUUGUAUUUGGUGUGGUCCAGUGACAAAGAGAAACGUGAUGCUGUAUCGAAUGCUUAUAAAAAAGUCCUAUUCACUACCGAUGAAACAGGAAGGACUCAUGCGAUAAAGGUUGUACAGAAUCUGUGUAAAUUCUUUGAUGAUCUGCUCUACGGCCAUUACACAGCCAUGGAAUGUUUGGUCCGUGAAUGGGUGCAAAGUGACGACAUCGACGCAGUUAUUAUUCAAGUACUUUUUGAACGUUUCACUCUGAAACUCGAAGGUACCACCGAAAAUGAAUCUCGCCAGGCCUUGCAACUUCUUAUCAUGGCCUCCAAUGCUAAAUCUUCAAUUGCAUCCUCAAACAUAUCCACAAUUGAAACCAUAAUUUUAAGUGAUCGUGCCAAAAAAGAUCCACGUCUCUAUACAGGCUGCCUUGAGUUUCUUUUGAAUUCAGUUGAUCAAUCGACAAGUUCCAAAUACUACAAAAGAAUGGAAGCCGACAAUUCUUUGGUACAGAACGUCAUAACAUACUUUCAAAAAUUUUUCUUCCAUCCCAAAGUCCCAGACUUUGACAAGCUUACCAUGAGAACAAUUGAAUUCUUUUACCAUCUCUGCCAACAGCCUGAUAUUAUUUCGCAAAACAUUGUAGUUGAUUUGUCGCGCAAAUUCAAGGAAUUUGUAACCAAAGUAGACGAAAUACGUGCCUCACAAUUGUCUCAGUUUUCUGAUAGUCAACAAAGUGGCACUGAUGAACCCAUUUCAACGAAUAUACGUAUGCCAACAUUUUUGAUUGCACGUUUUAUGUUUUUGAUAGGACACAUGACCAUGAAAGAGAUGAUAUUCCUUGACAUUGAUGUCUACAAUAAUAUGAAGUUUCGUCAGGAACUUACAGAGGAGAAGAAAAAUGCUAAAAAGAAAAAUGCCGCCUUCAAUCAGAAUAAAAGAAAAACCAAUCAUAAUAUGUCGGCUACAGAAUCUCUUAAAAGGCUUUCCGGAACAACAGCUGAACCACAACAGGAGCCUGAUGAUGAUCUUGUUGGAGCAACAGCAGAAGACAGUAUUGCUGAACUUAUAAAUCACAUUUGCGAAGAUGUCAUUUUGAAUGACGAAAAGAGUCUUUUAGCCAAAAUGGUGCCUUAUGUAACUGAAGUCUGCAAAUAUCCAUCCAAAUACAAGGAUCAGCAUUUACAACAGGCAGCCACUUUAACCCUCAUCCGUUUUAUGUCUGUCUCGUCUAAAUUCUGCGAGACUCGAAUGCCAUUCCUGAUGAACAUUCUUAACUGCACAAAGAAUAUCAAAAUCAAAUGCAACAUAGUUGUGGGUCUGUCCGAUCUAACUUUUCGCUUUCCCAAUGCCAUAGAGCCUUGGACUGGUCAUUUCUAUUCGACAUUGCACGAAACAAACGAUGAACUUCGACUGACUGCCGUCAAAAUGCUCAGUCAUUUGAUUCUUCACGAAAUGAUUAGAGUUAAGGGUCAAAUAGCUGAUUUAGCAAUGUGUAUUGUUGAUCCCCAUGACGAAAUCAAGAACAUUACUCAACAGUUUUUCAAAGAAAUAGCAAACAAAUCGAAUAUCCUUUACAAUGUUCUGCCGGAUAUUAUUUCCAAGUUGAGCGAUACAAAUCUGAACAUCGAAGAGGAAAAGUAUCACAUUAUAAUGCGUUAUAUUCUCGGAUUAAUCCAAAAAGAUCGUCAAGUUGAGAGUUUGGUAGAAAAGUUGUGUCUGCGGUUUAAAGUAACAACCGAGGAGAGACAAUGGCGUGAUAUUUCCUUCUGUUUGAGUUUGUUGAAUUACAAUGAAAAGACAAUUAAGAAACUCAUUGAUAAUAUUCAACAGUUUAAAGAUAAAGUCCAGGUGGAUGAAGUGUAUCAAGCAUUUAAGACGAUUAUUUCGAAUACUUCGAAAAUGGCAAAACCAGAGUUGAAAACUUUAGUAACCGAAUUCGAAAGCCGUUUGAAUGAAUGUCUUGAAGUUAGAGAAGAGAAUGCAGAUGCAAAUUUAAGUGAAAAUGCUGAAAAUCGUGGAAAUGAAACAACCAUUGCUAAUAGAAAACAAAACAAGAAACCAACAAAAAAGAAGCAACCGAAUAAAGGAGGUCGAAGCAAAAAAGUCAGAUCCCAAUCUGAAUCUGAAGAAAGUUCUGCUGCGUCAUCAUCUUCAGAGGAGGAACGACCGAAAGCAUCAAAUUCAAACAAGGGAGGAAAGGGUUCAUCAAAACAGAAAACAAGAAGAUCGAUAAGAGUAAUUGAAGAAUCCAACAGUUCAGAUGAAGAACAAAUUCCACAGAGGAAAAAAGGACGCAGCCGGAAAUGAUAUCUCUUGAAAGUUUUUACUUUACUUUAUCAAAUAUGUUUUCAAAAUAUGUAUUACAAAAUAUCAAUAAUUAAUAAACUACAACAUAUAUUAUUUUCAGAUAUGUAUGA